This is a messenger RNA of Eriocheir sinensis (Chinese mitten crab), 4400 nucleotides long. Its product is annotated as transcriptional adapter 2-beta-like. Gene Ontology annotation, biological process: regulation of transcription by RNA polymerase II; chromatin remodeling. Gene Ontology annotation, cellular component: SAGA-type complex; nucleus. The coding region runs from base 454 to 1791 and encodes 445 amino acids. Lineage: Eukaryota; Metazoa; Arthropoda; Malacostraca; Decapoda; Varunidae. Gene Ontology annotation, molecular function: zinc ion binding; chromatin binding; transcription coactivator activity. The transcript is spliced from 13 exons. The record is from RefSeq and is a predicted model, not a curated record.
UACUGAUAUUAAGCGGACUCAAACAUAAACAUCACCCUGUAACCAGCUGCAAACUAGCCUAGAACGUACAGGAAGAGGUAUAAAUUGCCGAAUAUUUGCAAAACUGGAAAAGCAAGCAGCUAUGGCCGUGACCCAUUGAUCGUGCGCCAGGCAGCGGGCGGCCUCAGCGUCGAUCCUGCUCUCGUACAGUAAGGACAUUUUCCGGUAUAUUUCCCAAGAGCGCCCGUUCCCUCGACAUAUUUCCCAUAAUUAUGACAGGGGUUUGAUUUUAAGGCCGAGCACCACACCCUGGCCCGAGAUACGUUUGCGAAGUACCACUGUAAUUACUGCGAGGAGGAUGUCAACGGACUGAGGGUGCGUUGUCUGGAGUGCGACGACUUCGAUCUCUGUUUACAGUGCUUUUCUUGCGGUGCGGAAAUUGGCAAACACAGAAGGAACCACGGGUAUCAAUUUAUGGCCGGUGUUUUCCAGGACACAGGAAACUUUAGCAUUUUCCCUGGUCAAGGCCACUGGACAGCACGUGAGGAGGUCAGACUAUUGGAUGCUAUUGAGCAGUAUGGCUACGGCAACUGGGAGGACAUUGCACGGCACAUUGAGACGCGCACGCCUGAAGAUGCCAGGAACAAGUACAUCAGCAGUUACAUAGAGGGAAACAUCGGGCGGGUGUCAUGGAAACCCGCCAUGGAGAGGUUACAGCUGCCCAUAGAACACACCACCACGGACACCGGCCCUCUCUCUCCGACCCUCGGCUCCUCCCUCCCCUCACAGCCACUCUCCUCGGAGGAAAACACCAUUCUGGGCUACAUGCCACACAGAGAUGACUUUGAGAGGGAGUGGGACAAUGACGCAGAGGCCACAAUAGCACCUCUCUUCAUACACCCAGUGGAUGAUGAGGAGGUGGACAUGGCUCUUAAGCUAGCACAGGUGGAUAUGUACAUGCGGAGGCUUCGUGAGCGAUCUCGGAGAAAAAGGGUGGUGAGGGACUUUCAGAUAGUGCCCCAUUUCUUCAAGAAAGAGAAGGAGAAAGCUCAAGUCCCUCCCAAAAAGAAGAGCAAAGAUGACAGAGACAGUGUGGCAGAAAAGUUAAGAGCUGCCAGUCAGUUCCAGACUGCGAGUGAACACAACAAUCUCAUAUCAUCAUUGGUGCGGGAGAGGGAGCUCAGAACCAGAAUCAAAGAGCUGCUGAGGUAUAGAAGAAAUGGGAUCAGACACGUUGAAGAAUGCCAUGAGUUUGAGGUAGCCAGAGCACGGAGAGACAAAAAGAAAGAGAACAAAAAGAAGGCAGCCAGCCUGCCUCAGACUCCAACGACUCAAAUGGACCUGUCCGCAAAGUCAAAAGAAAACGACGCAAGAAGUCCGAAAUGUUUAGCAGAAAAAAAAUUCACGCCUCUCGAUACUGGAGGUGGAAAAUGGCUCAGCGCGAGCUUGAGCGGCAGCGUGCUGAACGGGAGCGACAACAUGAACAACUGGGGGGGCGGGAGCAGCACAGCACAGGGGGGCCCGGGGGGGGCAGCCGGGGCGAGUGAUGACCCAGUCCCCAUCUCCUCACUACCAGGAUACCAUCUCCUGUCCCAGAGGGAGAGGAAGCUGUGUUCCUCCACAAAUAUCAAACCAUCUCAGUACAUAGCUUACAAGGCAGUUUUACUGAAGGAUGAAGGCGAUAAGCAGCAGUCUGGUGUGGGCCCAUCCACCCGACGAGGGGCCUGCACCCCUCAGGGGCUUGACUCUCAGGCCCAGCGCAUGAUCACCAACUUCAUGACUCAGGCUGGAUGGAUUUCCUCGUUUACGUGACCAUCAGUGAACUAUGGGACCUGAGCCCUACAGUCCCACCCUCUGUUGUGAGCAGUGGCCAUGCUGCUGCUCAUGCCUGUAGGGCCAAUGCUGAAAGCUGUCUUGGGUCCCAUACAAAAGUGUUUGUACCUGGAAUGGGUUAUAGAAGAGGGUCCAGGGCUCUAGUCUGCCUUGGCCCCUCUUGCUUGGUCUGUGGCGCAGCUGCUGAUCUGUGAAUGAUAGCAACUCACAAAGUGAUGUUGUAUUGAUUUUUUUUUAUGAUAUCGUUUAACAAGAUGUAUUUAGGGUAAGACACGAUGGUAUCUUUUACGGUGUGCAUUUGUGGAUUGAAGCAUCUUCACAGAGGACAUAUCAAGGGUGGUCUACAUGGCCUAGUGUUCCAGACUGACAAUGCUGCAUCAUCUUGCUGCCCAAAUGUGUGGCAAGAGAGCCUUAAGUCCUUAUGAUAGUCAUAAGUAACAGUAAAACUUAGCUGCAAUAUUUGCAUAGAGCUUGUACUGGUGAUGGUUGUGUAGCUGUCUCAUUAUUCCCAUUAUUUUACUUCCCAAUAGAGUCUUUCUUCAGACACAAGCCAUUUAUUAGCUAAUAUUUUAGGAUAUGCAACCCUAAGCAAUUUGUUACUGUUGGUGUUUACAUGUAUGUAAUCAUGCAUACCAGCAUGUCCAAAUGUAAAUGUUGUGUAAUCCUGCACCCGAGCCAAGGGUUUGUGCUGCCCCUGAUCUUGAGUUGUGUUGGUGUGGUGCACAGUGAUGUGGCUCCCGUGGUGUGCAGUACAGUUCCUGGGGCAGGGUGGGGCAGGUAAGGGCAGGUGUACAGGGGAGGCCCAGACUUGUACAAAAGUAUCUUUAUGUAUUAUUCAUGAUAUCUCUUUAACUCUUGACUUUUGGUAAGAUGGUAAAAGACUUUAAUUACUAUUAAGAAAGUGCAUUUUUGAGACUGGAUUGUCUAGGUUCAAAGUUUAGAAUUUCUUGAUUUGAUGAACAUUUGUCCUCAGGAUGUUUGCAAGUCAGGCAUUUUCCGAACUACAUUCUUAUAAAUAUUUAACAAAUGUGGCAUUACAAAGUUUACACAGCACCAGCACUGCUGUGGAAAUUGGAAGGUUCCUGGAAUUAUCAAUCUAAAAUUAUAAUAAAUGUUGACAAAGGUGACUCACCGUUGAUAAUGGGUAAAGUUGUUGUCAUUAUAAGGCCCCAAGACUCAAAACUUAGGCUCAAAAUAGUUAUUAGUGUGUCAAGACUGGCAGCAGUGAUCCAUCUUCAAUCAUGAUUUCAAGAGUUGUUUCCUGAAGGAUUCAUGUGCAUAAACUGUAUUCAGGUAUUGAAAUAUAUUUUAGUGAAAGUAGAGAAAAAGCUUGAUAUGGAUUAUUUAAUUUUAUCAGUGAAAGGAAUUUUCAAGCUGCUGGUCCAUUAUGGAGGAAGGUUGAGUAAUUAUUGUAAUUAUUUUUUUUACAGAAAAAGUUUUGUAUUGUAUGUAUGAUUAAGGGUGUUUCAUUAUUGCUAUUUGUGAGCAGAAACUUUACAUUGAAACUUCUUUGUAACAUUUCCAUCAGAGGCUGACACUUCUGUCUCAGGAGAACUAGAACCAUUUGUGUAUAUUCUGGCCAGAAGGUUAUUAAGUCAAUUUUAUUGUAUCUAAAAUGUGCUUCAUGUAGAACUAAUAAAGGCAAUGAAUGAGAGGGAAUGAUGGAUUCAAGAUUCACCCAAUAUAAAGUCACCGCAAAAAAAUAUAUAUUCUAAAUUUUCCAUUGUGUCAGAGAUUCCUUUCCAUCACUUCCAUCAGUCCAGUGCAUUGAGGUCACAUCUGUUCAGUUUCUGCUCAAAACUCUAGUCAUGGUGAUAGCAAGGCCUCCAUUUUAGACAUCUGAUGUAAGGUUGUUGUUGGUUAUGUUUCUUCCUGCCAUGGCCACGGCAGCACACGGGGCUACAAGACCCAAGAUGGUAAAAACUGUUUGCUCCUUUGUUAUAGCUGACACGAGGCACAUCUUGCUGUCACUUGUUGGGCAGAUCAGGACGAAGCUGGUAUCACACUAAUGAGCCCUGGCUGAGAUUAGUUUGUCUCCUGUAAGGAUCUGAGAGGCAAACUCAGUAGUGCAGACUUGCUGUGCUUUUACAUUAUCAGGUGCUUCCUGUUUUUUUUUUUUUAUUAUUAUUAUUAUUAUUAUUAUUAUUAUUAUUGAAUUUUUUAUUUAUUUAUUUAUUUAUUUAUUUAUUUAUUUAUUUUAUUUAUUUAUUUAUUUAUUUUUUUUUUUUUUUUGUGUGUGUGUGUGUGUAAUCAUAUAUACAUUUUCUAACAGCUCAUUAGCCAUGACUUGCUCACUACUUUUUUAUUUCAUUACACCCGAUGGCACUAACAGUCUGAGGUGGUGAGCUAACACAACCCUGGAGAUGAUGCCAAGUAGGUGUGUUGUGUGGCCAUGGGACAGGCAGGGGAACAAUGUAAUGACAUUUACAAGUGACUGCUCUAAAAGAGGGACCUGCAUUGUUGUAAGGAAGGUUCAGUAUUACAGUGAUCGGUGACGUGAUCAGACUGAGGGAGACUGGUAACCUGAUGUGUGGUGAAGAGCUCCUUUGUCAAAUACUCUUAUUAGAAAUAUAUUUAAUGUAAAAUUA